Molecule: messenger RNA, 2167 nt
Organism: Spirodela intermedia
Lineage: Eukaryota; Viridiplantae; Streptophyta; Magnoliopsida; Alismatales; Araceae
Source: the annotation of a GenBank genome assembly
AUGAUGAGAUGGUCGCCGUGGGCUGGAGCAGCUUCGGAGGGGAAGAGAAGGAAAUACCGCGUGAAGAUGGAUGUGAGGAGAAUCGACGGCCUCUUCACGGCGGCGGCGCCGUCGGUGCCCACCGGAGACGGAGAUGCUCCGCGAGUGGUUUGGGUGGAGAUCAGAUGGAAGGGGCCUCCCCGGAGUAGGGGGUUGUCCUCCCUGAAGGGUAGGAGGAAGCCGACGAGGUCUGCUUCGGUGGAUAUGGUGGUCCGCGCUGGAACGGCAGAAUGGAAGGAUGGCGAUGGCGCGACCUUCGACCAUGUCUGCGGCUUCUCGGAGACGGAGAGGGAAGAAACCCUAAGCGACUGGGAUGUCUCGAUCCAUCUAUGCGUAAGUCCUCCCUCCCCUUUCUCAAUUCAUCUCCGUCGAACUCAAGGACAGACGAUCAACAGUCGGAAAAAAAAAAAUCUCUCUAUUUUCCUGCAAGUAAUUAUCUCAGCUAUUCAAGCUUUUUUUUGCGUUUGAUUUAUGUCGGCCUGCAUGCGUAGAACAUUGAAUCGGAGGAAGAAUUUCUGUUCUGGUUCGAUUCCGACGAAUUCAUUCAAUCGAGCGCGCAGGCGAAAGGAGACGACAAGCUCGAAGAGAUUGGGAUGGCCAGGCUGAACUUGAGGGACAUGGUUUCCAAACUGCGGGCGGAAGCAGCGAAUGGAUCGUCUGAUCGGUCCCAGACCCUUAGGGAGCUUCCAGUCGCCUCACUCGCCGGCUGCUGCGACGCCAGAAUCUCCGUGAGAACGCCUUCUAUUAUGUCCUACAUUGACAGAGAUUCAGCGGUGGAGGACGGAGUAUGAGAUUUUCUGUCGUUGACGAACGCAGGUCGCCAUCAGCUCCGUUGAGAUCAUCUCCGUCCGAGAUAUCCCUGAAACCUCAUUGUCGUUGUCGUCGUCGUCGUCGGCGGUGGCGGCGGCGCGAGAUGAGAGCACAGCAGAGAAGUCCUACACAUUGGAUUCGGAAGCUUCCGGCGAGAUUCAGAUGCCGGCGCAGUCUCCGUCGACGACGGCAGGCGCCGGAGAACAGACGGGCUCUACUUCCAGCGAGGGAAGGAGUUCGGAGAAACAGUCGGAGCCGCCUCCGAGACGUGGGCUCCUUUCAUGGAGGAAGAAGAGGAGGAAGACCAGCGACGGAGGGGAAGGAAAGGGAGGAGGAAUCGGAGCUUCUCAAUUCCCGAUCACCUGCUCGUCAUCAUCCCCCGACGGAAAGGUUCCCUCACAGCUCCGGAUGUUCAUCCAAUUCCAUCUUAAGAGUCCGAUCAUGGCAAAAAUUCAUUCAUCCAAGAACUUUUCUUCCACAGGGAUGGGAAGAGAAGGAGCUGAUUAGCAGAGAGGGGAAGACGAAGCUAAGCACCGGCACCUUCUUCGCCUCCAUCGACCAGCGCGACGACAGCGCCGGCGGCGAGAGCGCCUGCGCAGUCCUCGCUGUCGUGAUCGCCGACAAGUUGCAGUCGAACCAGAUGAACCCGCCGACGCAGGCCCAGUUUGACGCCUUGAUCAGAGAAGGCUCCUCCGAGUGGCGGAAACUCUGCGAAGCCGAGCCCUACGCCAGCCGCUUCUCCGACAAGCACUUCGACCUCGAGACGGUCAUGGAGGCGAACCUGAGGCCGGUCGCCGUCUCGCCAGAGAACUCCUUCGUGGGGUUCUUCCUCCCGGAGAGCUUCGAGUCCCUCCGUGGGGCCAUGUCCUUCGAUGACAUAUGGAGCGAGAUCGCCGCCGCCGCCGAGGAGGGCGGCGCCGCUGCCGCGAAGGUCUACAUCGUGAGCUGGAACGACCACUUCUUCCUGCUGAAGGCGGAGGCUGAGGCCUUCUACGUCAUAGACACUCUAGGGGAGCGGCUCUCCGAAGGCUGCGACAAGGCCUACGUUCUGAAGUUCGACGAGGGGUCCUUCAUGAGGGGGCUGCCGGAGAAGGAAGGAGACGAGGGGGAGCUCAUCUGCAGCGGGAAGAGCUGCUGCAGAGAGUUCAUCAACAGGUUCCUCGUUGCCAUCCCGUUGAGGGAGGAACUGGAGGCCGAAGAGAAGCGGCGCGAUGGGCCCCCUGCUUCCACAAGCUCUCUCCACCAGAGACUGCAGAUCGAGUUUCAUCGGGUGAAGCCGUCGGAGAAGACGGGCGCCAUGAACAGCAGCAUCUCCUGA